CUGUUUCCUAUAGACACUUUGCUCGCAGCGCAAAUUUUGGCUGUGUGUAGAAACACUCUGACGCCAGGCAACAAGAGAAAAUUCGAUCUGUCUCAAUCAUUACCAGUCCGGCACUCACACACACACUCUCUGGCACUUGCGUAUGCGUGUCACCGCGAAGCGCAGUCAACUAGCAAGUAAGAGAAAGAGAGUAAGAGAGAGCGUUGUGCUCGUGGGGCUGGCUUUUUAUGCGAAAGAUCACUCGCGCGCGACAUCACCAACCCACACAUCAAGAGCACGACCACGGGGGAGGCAGACGUUAGUAAUCAGUACAACCUUGUCCGGGCAGAAAGUAACCGUGAGUAACCUUAGCAGCCCGUGCCGUUUGCGAGGCGAUUGCUCGAUUUUUUCGCCGUUUCAUGCUGGCCCAGCUGCUGCUAGCUGUCGUGUUGACCUCCGUGCGUGCGUGCGUACCUGUGUGUGUUGUGCGCUGGAGCAAACGGGAACGGGCGUGGGUACGAGUAGCGAAGAAGAGCGCUUUGAUUCUUCGCACGCACGUCCUCCACCGCCGGACACGAAAUCCGGAUCAUCUGCAAAAUUGACGACGGCUGCGACGGCUGCCGUGGGUGCUGCACCGAUCCAGAAUAACCUCCUUCGAGGAGGCCAGCAACAUCGACUGGGGGCGAAAAGAGCAUUAGCAAGCGUUACUGGUUGGAAAUCGCUUCAAUUGCAUCUAGGAUUUGCCUGUUUUGGAGUCCACACAGCCGCUCAACUAACCAAGCAGCCAGCCAGCCAACCAGUCGCAGGUCACGUCCGUGUUUCAGCGCGCUAUCUGCAAUCAAUUCUGCUCUUUCUUUCGCUCUCUCACACGCGCUCUCUCUACAAAGCGCGGAUCGAAAUUAAUCAAUCAAAGGCGGCGUAGAUGAAGUGGCGCAAUCAUUGGGCCGAUUCACUGUAAGCCAAGCUACCUGUUCCCUGUGGUAGAACGCGUACGAUCGCUUAAUCUACUGCUCCUCCUAGUCAUCAUCAUUUGCCAGCAAUCAACAUCACAAACAACCAACCAAACAAACAAACAAACCAACCGUGCGAGAAUCUUAUCAGUCAAUUGAACAACCGAGACGGCGGUAUUCGACUCGAUCUCGACUUAGUUACGGGUUACGAGGAAAGGGAGGUUUCCUGGAUGCGAAUCGCGUUGCAGGCGAUCGCCGCCGAUGCCCCCAGCUACCACCGCUAAUCACAAUUUUCCGCCGCAAUGCCGAAAUGUGACGUUAAGACCAGGUAUAUUCCAGCCACCUUCGCCUGGACGCUGCUACUCACCACCACAUUCCUAUUUUUCUGGUACCCAUGUCGCCAGUUCUACCUGCAACGGCAUCCCUGGGUGCUAGCCUACCAGGCCGUGAUCACGUUCUUCGUCAUCGCCAACUUUACGCUGGCCACGUUCAUGGAUCCCGGUGUCAUUCCGAAAGCCCCACCGGAUGAGGAUCGCGACGAUGAAUUUCGGGCACCACUUUACAAGAAUGCCGAAAUUAACGGCAUCACGGUGCGCAUGAAAUGGUGCGUCACUUGCAAGUUCUAUCGGCCACCGCGGUGCUCCCACUGUUCCGUCUGCAACCACUGCAUUGAGACGUUCGACCAUCACUGUCCGUGGGUGAACAACUGCAUCGGCCGCCGGAACUAUCGGUUUUUCUUCUUCUUUCUGAUCUCACUAUCGGUGCAUAUGCUCAGCAUUUUUACGCUGUCACUGGUGUACGUGAUGCAGAAGGAGAAGGAAAAGCUGACUCAAGUCGAACCGAUCGUGGCAAUGGUGCUGAUGGCGAUCGUCACACUGCUCGCGAUUCCGAUCUUCGGCUUGACCGGUUUCCAUAUGGUUCUCGUAUCAAGGGGACGGACUACUAAUGAACAGGUGACGGGCAAGUUUAAGGGAGGCUACAAUCCGUUUUCACGUGGCUGUUGGAACAACUGCUGUUACACUCAGUGUGGUCCGCAGUAUCCCAGCCUACUAAAACCGCAAAAGUACGUAGCGCGUCGCUCCAACAAGGAUAGCCAACCGAUCAGUACCAUCACGAACGAUGGCGUUGAGGGUGGCGGUUCAAACCGGCGUCAAUUUCCCGGCCGACCAUCCCAGCAGCAGCAACAACAGCAACAGCAGCAGCAGCAGCAGCAGCAGCAAGAGCAGCAGCAGCACCAUGCUCAGCUACAGCUACAUCAACAGGCAAUGAAUCAAGCCAGUGGUGGUGGUGGAAUCUAUGAUAAUAACCGACACACGCAGGUAAAAACCUAUAUGGAUCAAGGCAAUGGUCACGGUAUACGUACAGUUGGAUCCAGUCAUUACAGUAAGCUAUCUCCGGGCCGCGAGUGUUCGGAUAUCGACAUGGAACCGCAAGCCUCCCAGAGCCGGGACUGUGAACCUACGCCACCGUUGCAGCGCCACGGCUCGAAGAGCAACUUCUUCCUGCCCUCCCUCGACGGUACAGGCAUGUCGAUGCAGUCCGGAGGUGGUUGCGCUGGUUCCGCCAACGGUGGGGACUCGCCACGACAGCAGCAGCAGCAACAACAGCAAAUACGCAUGUAUCUGCCUCGGCACAGCCCUCAUCCCCGGCAGCGUGGUCUCGAUCCGUCGCGCAGUUUCACACCAGAAGGACUAUCCCCAGACCAGUCCGGAGCACUGCCACCGAUGAUCACCAUACAAUCCCAGCAGCAACAACAGCCGCAGCAGCAACAGCAGCAGCAACUACAGCAGCAACAACAGCAACCACCAGGAACAGGAGGAGGGGGAGGAGGUCUGCGAGGAGGUGGACCGACAUCGGUGGCAACGCCGACGAUGCAGCAGCGCAUCAAGGCACUUGGUGUCGCAACACCGCUCGCCAUGUCCAGCCCAGUUCGAAGAUCCAAUCCAGGCACACCGACUCAACCCAGGCGACCGGAGUUCAUUAGCGUUGGACAGCAGCAGCUCGUUGGAGGCAACGGCAGCAUGGCUGGCAACUACUAUGAUAUCCCGAUGCAGCAGCAGCAGCUACCACCGCUGCCCCUGCACCAGGCGUCCGGAUUGCCUCCUCAGCAUACGUUCCACCAGCAGUACCCGGUGGUGCACCACAACGGAGCGCUGGCAGGUAGUAACCACCAACAGCAGCAGCAGCAACAAGCCUCUCAGCAACAGCAACCGCGAGGGCCGUCCGUCGUCUACCACCACGGUAGCCCUCAGCGCCGCUACCUGUCCGAGGGUGAGCUAGUGCGGCAGGGUGCGGAACUCUCGUACGCUCGCAGCAAUCAAACGUCGGACAACAUACGGGAGCUGGCGGGCAGCCCGCAACGGGGCGUCUACCUCUGGAAGGACACGUCACCGGGCUUUAGCCAGGGCCCGGGAGAACCGGGUGGACCACUGUCCGCUGGCCUAAGUGUCCAGUCGGUUUACCAGAACACGUCCAGUCCCUCUGUCGUACCACACCAUCAUCCUCAACAACAGCAGCUGCUGCUGCAUGAACAGCAGUCCCAGCAGCAGCCGGUGACUCCAUUUGGGACGGUUAGUGCCGCCCGGUAUCAGCUGCAACAGCAGCAACAGAGUGCCCUGGGUAACAGCAUCGCCUACCAUCCGGCGCUACGUGGUGGCGUUCCCGUCUUUCCACCUCAACCACCAACAUCGACGAUAGGCGGUGGAGGCCAACCCGGCCCGAACGGCUCGAAUGGAGCCACCGCACCGGUCACCAUUGCUCCGCAAGCCCCAUCGCCGUCCGUCAAGCGCAAAGCGACCCCGAACCGCCCGAUGUCCUUCGUCCGCGCCCUGGAGAUGACCGACUCGAUGGAGAUGACGGCAGUGACGGCAGGCGUCAGCAGCGCCGGUGGAGUCGGAGACGUUGGCCUAGUGUCAACCGUCGGUAGUACGUUGCAGCCGACCGCCUCUACCGGUCCGUCCCAGUCUGGAGCUAGCGGAUUGCGCGGUCCCAACGCGUCCACGUCGCCCGACCAGCGGGCGAGCGUCUAUGAUAUGAACUACGAGAUAUCGGUGUAAGCUAGCAUACCGCCCGUCAUCCGCCGAUAUGCCAAUCCGACAAACCGCGUUCUUGACAGGGCCAGCGUUUGCAAGAUAGGCACGCAGUUCGGCUGCGAUUGUGAAGACAAGAUAGAGCGAGAAAGAAAGGGAGAGAGAGAGAGAGAAAUAGAAAGUGAUCAAGGUAUUAGAGAGAGGGAGGAAGAGGCUCAGAUGUGGUAACGAUCGAAUGACUUUGCGACGCACCAAUGGUUAAUGUAGGCUGUUUGGUUGCGAGCUGUCGUGCGAUGAUGAAGGAUAUGCCGUGGAGUGUCCCAGUUGUGUACCGCUGCUCAGCCCGGCGGCAAUCGUUUGCUUUUGGUGUUCUUCCUUCGCCGUACUCAGCAGCUAUCGCCGAUCGCACGAUGAUGACAUCGAGUACAUAGUACAUACGGAUGUAAGCGUUACUGCCUUAACAACCGCCCAGUCGUCCAAGAGCUAACGGUUCUUCUGCGAUUCUCCGCAGCAAUCCUUCAUGGCCCAGAUGAAUCAUCAUGCUUGUGAGUCCAGGGUUAUUGCAACGUACGGUUAGGGCUAAGGAGAGAAGGGGUCAAUGAGUAAACUGUACUUUCGGUGUAAUACUCCUGUGCACUGUCUGUUAUGCGUGGGGCUGGACGGAAGAAGGAAAAGUGCAGAAAGAAACUUCAAAGGAAAAAAAGAGGGAGGUGUAGGGGGAGUCUCUUUGACUGAAUUGGAGGGGAAAGGGCUAGAGCGGAAACACACAAGUUGGAGAGGGUGCGGGGUGGUAAACAGUAUGUCAAAAUGCCAAAUGCAUCCACUAGAGGAUCCAGGAUGUCUCCAAACUCAAAGUACACACGCACACACAAACGCCCUUGCGAGGCACUUUAACCGGCCUCCAUUGUUGAUAGCGCAUACUAAAUAUGUGCGCUUGUGUGUGUAUGUGUGUGCAAUUCACGAUUCUCCACUCUAGCGGUUUUGCUAUCCUCGUCACUGCGGUGGAUGCUGCAACUCUACACACCCGAUUGUAGAGUCCUCCGAUUACGUAUUAGUGCGUGUCCUGUGCAUCCCCUAUCUCACACUCGCAUCGUGUAUUUUGCUCCCAGGCUCCAUGUUUGUUUGUUUUUUUAAUUAUUUGUUAUCUUUUCAUGCCACUGGGCAGGUGGUAAAUCGAGGAGAACCCGGCGAAGGAUUCCAUCCAUCGAGGAUCCGGAUGCCGAAGCAAAAAGGGUAGAAAGCAUAUUUUGUUGCAAACUAACCACCUCCCCUUCCCCCUUCUUCCCCCUAUUUACUUCAUCCAUUUUUAAAUGGAACAAGUGGGGGGGAGUGUUUUUUAUUAUUAAUGUUCUUGCUUUGUUCCUUUCCUCCGUGUUACAUUCGUGGGUAUUUUUAAGCAAAACAUCUCUGUGUGCUUUUAUUCGUAUCUUUCUUUAGUAAGCCGAUAGGCAGCGCAAAAUUAGGAAGCCCAGGAAAUGUAAUGUUGUUAAGUUAGUAAUUAUGUGAAAUAAAAUGAAAUGAAAACA
This is a messenger RNA of Anopheles aquasalis, 5484 nucleotides long. RefSeq names its product zinc finger DHHC-type containing 8 (gene Zdhhc8). Gene Ontology annotation, molecular function: palmitoyltransferase activity. The record is from RefSeq and is a predicted model, not a curated record. NCBI's taxonomy places the organism in Eukaryota, Metazoa, Arthropoda, Insecta, Diptera, Culicidae. Gene Ontology annotation, biological process: protein palmitoylation.